Molecule: messenger RNA, 1986 nt
Organism: Nannospalax galili (Upper Galilee mountains blind mole rat)
Lineage: Eukaryota; Metazoa; Chordata; Mammalia; Rodentia; Spalacidae
Gene: Slc5a5
Product: solute carrier family 5 member 5
Exons: 15
Coding region: 1-1896 (631 amino acids)
Biological process (GO): iodide transmembrane transport; thyroid hormone generation; sodium ion transport
Cellular component (GO): membrane
Molecular function (GO): sodium:iodide symporter activity
Source: RefSeq, a predicted model, not a curated record
AUGGACGGCGCGGAGGCCGGGGCGCGGGCCACCUUCGGAGCCUGGGACUACGGGGUGUUCGCGGGCAUGCUGCUGGUGUCCACCGGCAUCGGGCUGUGGGUCGGCUUGGCCCGCGGCGGCCAGCGCAGCGCCGAUGACUUCUUCACCGGGGGCCGCCGCCUGGCCGCGGUGCCGGUGGGACUAUCUCUGGCUGCCAGCUUCAUGUCGGCUGUGCAGGUGCUCGGGGUCCCCGCAGAGGCCGCGCGCUACGGACUCAAGUUCCUCUGGAUGUGCGCGGGCCAGGUGCUCAACUCGCUGCUCACCGCGCUGCUCUUCCUGCCCAUCUUCUACCGCCUGGGCCUCACCAGCACCUAUCAGUACCUGGAGCUGCGCUUCAGCCGGGCGGUGCGGCUCUGCGGAACGGGGCAGUACUUGGUGGCCACGAUGCUGUACACUGGCAUAGUGAUCUACGCUCCUGCGCUCAUCUUGAACCAAGUGACAGGGCUGGACAUUUGGGCGUCUCUCCUGUCCACCGGAAUCAUUUGUACCUUGUACACUACCGUGGGUGGCAUGAAGGCUGUGGUCUGGACAGACGUGUUCCAGGUGGUGGUGAUGCUCAGCGGCUUCUGGGUGAUCCUGGCCCGAGGUGUCAUGCUCACAGGGGGCCCCUGGACCACGCUGAAGCUGGCCCGGAACCAUUCCCGGAUCAACCUGAUGGACUUUGACCCAGAUCCUCGGAGUCGCUACACCUUCUGGACUUUUCUAUUGGGCGGCACACUGGUGUGGCUCUCCAUGUAUGGUGUAAACCAGGCCCAAGUGCAGCGUUAUGUGGCCUGCCGCACAGAAAGAAAGGCCAAGCUGGCCCUGCUCAUCAACCAGCUCUGCCUCUUCCUCAUCGUGAUCAGUGCGGCCUGCUGUGGCAUUGUCAUGUUUGUCUUCUACAGAGAUUGUGACCCUCUCCUCACUGGGCGAAUCUCAGCCCCAGACCAGUACAUGCCUUUGCUCGUGUUGGACAUCUUCGAGGACCUGCCUGGAGUCCCUGGGCUCUUCUUGGCCUGUGCCUAUAGUGGCACUCUCAGCACAGCAUCUACCAGCAUUAAUGCCAUGGCAGCUGUCACAGUGGAAGACCUCAUUAAACCACGAUGGCCACACCUAACACCCCGGAAGCUCAUCUUCAUAUCCAAGGGGCUCUCGCUCAUCUACGGAUCUGCCUGCCUCACAGUGGCUGCUCUAUCCUCACUGCUGGGGGGCGGUGUCCUCCAGGGCUCCUUCACCGUGAUGGGGGUCAUCAGUGGCCCGCUACUCGGAGCCUUUGCGCUGGGCAUGCUGCUCCCAGCAUGCAACACGCCUGGCGUCCUCUCUGGGCUGGCUGCUGGCUUAGCUGUGUCCCUGUGGGUGGCCCUGGGGGCCAUACUGUACCCACCUAGUGCAGAGAUCAUGGGAGUGCUACCUACCUCCACUGGUGGCUGCACAAACACCUCGGUCCUCCUGGACCCACAUGGACCUGCCAACGCCUCCAGCAGGGUACCCAGUUCUGGCAUGGACACAGAUCGACCUGCCCUGGCUGACACCUUCUAUGCCAUCUCCUAUCUGUAUUAUGGGGCUCUGGGCACGCUGAUCACCGUGUUGUGUGGCGCCUUCAUCAGCUACUUGACCGGUCCCACCAAGCGCAGCUCCCUGGGCCCAGGACUGCUGUGGUGGGAUCUGGCUCGCCAGACAGCGUCCGUGGCCCCGAAGGAAGGUGCAGCUACCCUAGAGGACAGCCUGGUGAAGGGUCCGGAAGACAUUCCUGCUGGGACUAAGAAGCCCGCUGAGGCCCACCUACUGUCCCCGGGGCAGGACAGAGAGGCCACUGGCUCCUGGACUCUGGACAGCACCCUAGACGGUGGUAGAGACCUGCGGGAGUCCAACCUCUGAGGGUGGGGCUGCCAGGACAGAGUGUGGGGCAGGGGCCUCAGGAACACCCACUCUCAUUGGCUGUUCAACAUCAUAUGCAAAUGAGAUUGG